This is a messenger RNA of Didymodactylos carnosus, 396 nucleotides long. Lineage: Eukaryota; Metazoa; Rotifera; Eurotatoria; Philodinida; Philodinidae. The record is from the annotation of a GenBank genome assembly.
AUGUACACGACAAUUUCAAAUUUACAAGCGAAUUCAUUCGCCAAACCACUUGAUUCAACGCCUGAAAUUCAACAACAAUCGCAUUUAGAAAGUUAUUAUCCGUUUUUGUAUUCUGAUUUAAAUUCGGAAUCAAGUUUAUUUGAACGUGCAGCACCAAGACUAGGUCGAGCUGCACCUCGCCUUGGCCGCGCUGCCCCACGUCUUGGUCGAGCUGCACCACGUCUUGGACGUCGAUUUAAUCAUGCUGGUCGAUAUUAUGAUAAUGAGGUUGAUGGUGCCGGUGAUUAUUUAGUUGACACAGUCGAACAAUGGGGACAUGAGAAGAGAGCACUGCCAAGAUUAGGACGAAGCACGUUCUAUUUUGAUGAUGAAGAACAUCAUUCAAAUACACAAUAG